AUGACACAGCCGUGCGUGUCCGUGCUGGUCUUGGUGCUGGCCCUGGCUGCCUUCUGCCAUGCUUCUUGGAGGCCUCACUCCCAGCUGCAGGAUGCACUCUCAGGACUGGCGGCCCACAGGGGUCUGGAGCCACGUUGGCUAGAUCAGCAGGGUUCAGCGACUUACCACCGAAGGCAGCUGGAGCCUCCAGCUGCCGCUCACCUCGUGCCAGACCUGUCCAAGAAGCAGGGACCCUGGCUGCAGGAAGAGGAGGAGGCUUAUGGCUGGAUGGACUUCGGCCGCCGCAGCGCAGAGGAAGUGGAGCAGCAUCCUUAGAAGCAAACUGCGGGGCCAGGCCACCUGCUGCCUGCCCCCUGCCCC
Ochotona curzoniae (black-lipped pika) is the source of this 360-nucleotide messenger RNA. RefSeq names its product gastrin (gene GAST). Gene Ontology annotation, cellular component: extracellular region. Gene Ontology annotation, molecular function: hormone activity. The record is from RefSeq and is a predicted model, not a curated record. The coding region runs from base 1 to 315 and encodes 104 amino acids. The transcript is spliced from 2 exons. Lineage: Eukaryota; Metazoa; Chordata; Mammalia; Lagomorpha; Ochotonidae.